UUGCUUGCCAUAUUCCCAGUGUAGGCUCUAACACUUAAAGCUGCAACGGCAUCGCACAGAGAGCAGUUACUGUCCCACGUCUUUGGCUGUACAAAAAUACUUUUUUAUUAAGGUCUUCAGGACAGCAACAAUGAAGACACUAUCGUGUUUUUCACUUUAUUUGCCACUUUUCGCAGUUUCUUUGGUUUUCGGUGCCAUUUCCACUGUGAACGGUGACUACUGCGUGGUGAACAAGUGCAGUAACGGAGGAAUCUGUGUGACGGGUUCAGGCGAGCCCUUCAUCUGUAUCUGCCCCGAUGGGUUCACCGGAGACACCUGCAACGAGACGGAGACCGGGCCGUGCAACCCCAACCCGUGCACAAACGACGGCGUCUGCGUUGCGACGGGCCACACGCGGCGAGGGGACGUGUUCAGCGAGUACGUCUGCGAGUGCCAGCUGGGCUUCGAGGGCGUGCACUGCCAGAACAGAGUCAAAGGAGCAGACCUGAAUGUGAAAAAAGAUGUUAAUGAGUGCGCUGCCAAGCCUUGCAAAAAUGGUGGAUCCUGUCGUGACCUUGAAGGGGACUUUGUCUGCCAGUGCCCUUCCCCUUACGUGGGCAAACAGUGCCAUCUCCGCUGUGUGUCCCUGCUGGGCAUGGAGGGAGGGGGCAUCGCUGAGUCCCAGAUCUCCGCCUCCUCGGUCUACUACGGGAUCCUGGGCCUGCAGCGCUGGGGCCCCGAGCUGGCCCGCCUCAACCGCAAGGGCCUGGUGAACGCCUGGACCGCCGCCGCGCACGACAGGAACCCCUGGAUCGAGGUCAACAUGCAGAGGACGAUGCGGUUCACGGGCAUGGUGAGUCAGGGCGCCAGCCGGAUGGGGACGGCGGAGUACAUCAAGGCCUUCAAGGUGGCGUCCAGCCUGGACGGACGCGUGUACACCGUGUACAAGCAGGGCGCCGACCGGAAGGACCAUGUGUUCAUGGGGAACGUGGACAACGACAGCACCAAGACCAAUCUGUUCGACCCGCCCAUCAUCGCUCGCUUCCUCCGCAUCAUCCCUGUGGUGUGCCGCAAGGCGUGCACCCUGCGUAUGGAGCUGGUGGGCUGUGAGCUCAAUGUAGUGUCUUCAAACACAACAGGUUGUUCCGAGUCGCUGGGGAUCCGGUCCCGGUUGGUGUCGGACCGCCAGAUCACGGCCUCCAGCGUGUUCCGGACCUGGGGCAUCGAGGCCUUCUCCUGGCAGCCGCACUACGCCCGGCUGGACAAGCAGGGCAAGACCAACGCCUGGGCCGCAGCCAGCAACAACCGCUCCGAGUGGCUGCAGGUGGACCUGGAGUCUCCCAAGAGGGUCACGGGCAUCAUCACCCAGGGAGCCAAGGACUUUGGCUCCGUGCAGUUCGUCACCGCCUUCAAGGUAUCCUACAGCAACGACGGCCAGUCCUGGGCCACGGUCAAGGAUGACACCGCCAAGACAGACAUGAUCUUCCAGGGCAACAGUGACAACAACGUCCACAAGAACAACGCCUUCGAGCCGCCCUUCUACGCACGCUUUGUGCGGGUGGUCCCGUGGGCGUGGCACGAGCGCAUCACUCUGCGCAUGGAGCUGCUGGGCUGCAAUGAGUAGUCGUCGCCCCCCCCCCACACACACACACACACAAACACACACACACACACACACACACACACACACACACACACACACACACACACACACAAUAAGGUUGAGUUAUGGUUGACGUCGACGCAACGCAAGGGGGUUCACGGACCCAUUACGUCCUUGCCGACCCUCUUUGCGUCCACCGCAAGGUCCGGACGUGCGCCUCCCAAAAUUGUGACCUUGCGUCAGGGGGCGAUAGAUUCGCUAUAGUAACCCCAACGCAGAACCAAAACAGGUUCACGACUGCGUCAAAGCGUCUGCGUGGUCAUUGCGUUGCGUCGACGACGUGGAACCAUAACUCUACCUACUUCUCCUCCGACCUGCCGUCUCUCAGCCCUAGAGGGCGGCAAAACCCUAGAGUAGUUUUAAGUAGUCCUAUUGCUCCUCCAUGAGAUGUACCUGCUCAGCUAGUAGGGGAAAGAGUCCUUGCUUUAUUGGUGGCCUAUCGGCAUCGGUCGGGUCGAUCCAGCUCAUUUCCAAUAAGCCAAUUUUAUUUUCAAUUGAAGUUUUUCUUCUGUCCAGUAUAUCAUAGAUAUUUAUGGGGGGGAUAUUUUCCGAUACCAGGGUCUGAGAUCAGCAGUGUGGGGCUGGUAGUUGUUUCAGUGCUAGAGCUGUGUCACAGAUGAUCUGCAGCUAGACCCUUCGACACCCCAGGCUAGAAUGCACAUUAUCAAUCUUCAUGAUUUUGUUGGACGUUUUUUAUAGUAACAUUUAUAAAUGGAUAGAUUUGAAAAAAAAAAAUGUAAUUGCUAGAUACCAUACCACGUAGCUUCAAGGCAAAUGUACAGGAAAAGGUUGUCUUUUUAUUGUGACAAAGAAGAAAAAAUUAUCAUAGUAGAAUUGUCACAAUUAAUAUUUGCUUGCUUGUGCUUUGUAAUGACCCCUAAAUGGGUAGAGGGGAAAAGGGGGUGGUAACACAUUACCUAAAAUGAUAACUCAAACGUAAAUAAGGCAGAAACCAGUUAAGGUGAAAGAUAAGUGUUUUACUUUAAAACAAGGAUUCAGGAGGGAAGCCAAAUAAACUUUGGGAUGGCCCAGGCCAAAACAACAACCGGAAAUCCACACCCUAUCUAAAAGUAAAGACUGCUAAACUAAUAGUGAUCAUAAGAAAAUACUAUGCUAAACUACCUAUCCUGGAUAACGAAGAGAAAAUGUGGGAAAAUAACCCAGUGGGACCUAACAUGGUUACAUGUGUUAUAUUUGUACUGCUAUUUUAAGAGUUUCAGAGGGCAUUUGUUGUCAGGCACACAAUUAUCCUUUACAAUAGCUUUUACAACAUUUUUAUAGUCUAACAGCUAUAGUCAUUUAGAGUCCACACACAGUGAGGACAGCCUCAGGGUCAAAGCAAAGUACUACCCGCCAGGACAUGUUGGUCCUUCUGUUACCCUGAUGCCAUGAAGGCAAUCCAAAUCACUACAGCGUUAAACUCUAGUUUGACAAUUUCAAGUAAUUUUUCUAUAUUUUUUAGCCCUUUUUCUUGGAUACAGCAACAUGUUUUACAAAGCCAUUGUAUUGCUCUUCCCAACGAUUAUCCUUUGGUGUUUCGUUAAACUACUAUUAUUUCAUUGUAAGUAGGUAUUGUGUGCUUGGUAGCUAUAUUUAGUAUGAAAAACCCACUGUGGAGGUUAUGUAAAAAAGUAAUAACCCCUUUAUGUUUAAUGGCAUAUAAUUGCAGCAUUGUUUCAAAGUUUCUUUUUGCCUAAGAAAAUACCUUGUAAGGGCCAAACACCACUUCCAUUCAUAGUAGUUAUUGUAGCCUAUUUUCUCCUGUCAUUCCCGCCAUACACUAUAUAAUUAAAUUCAUAAAUCAUCAACAAUCAUUGUAUCAUAAUGAGCUACACAAUAGGGGAGGAGGUUUUGGAUGAGUUAUUUCUUUAUAUUCCUUCAUGUCUGGGCUAGCACACUUGUACAUGCUACUGAAACCUUUGUUGUUGUUGUUGUUGUUGUCGUUGCAGAUUUCAAUUCAGUCACUCUGUGCUUUCAUAUUUGAACAUCAACCUAUUUUAACAACACUUUUCAAAUUUGAUGUUUGUGUUUAGGUGUUUGGUAAUACGAUAAAACCAAAAAAAGUAUUUUGCAGAAAACAUGUUCAUUAGCUAUUAGGAGAACGAUGUAAAAACUUUAACGAAUGAGAAAUUAGACAGCUUGGGGUUAUGCCAGUGAUUCAAGUAUAGUAUUAUCAUAUGAUGUACAUUUACAAACUUUAAUUAUUUUUACUAACUUGAUUUGUUUAAAAAAGUAUAUUUUGCAGAAGGCAUAUCCUAUGCCAAUUAUUUAAAAAGCAUGUAAUCCAAAAGUGUGUCCAACCAAAUGCAGGUGUGGCCCUGCUGAUAAGCCACAUCGACACUUGAUCCUUCACGGUAGAGCUGGGAUUUGCCAUAGAAUCAAAUUCUAAUUCUUUAGAUAAAAUACUAACACUGGGAUUCAGGGCCUGUGCAAUAUCACAAUGCAUUGAAAAUGAAUGAAAGUUAAACUAAAUUUACUGCAAAAAUACAUGGGUAUGCACGGAAGCUGUCUGACAGUAGACUUGUGUCAAACACUGUACUGUAUUAGCUGUUGUUGCAGGCAUAAAGAUGUCGGUGGGUUAUGCAGCCCUGCAUGCAUCUAAUUGGUAAAUUGAACAGUUCAGGGGGUCUAGUUUAGGUUUAUUAGUGAGAAAGAUUUUUUGUUGUUGAUGAUGUUGUCCAUCUUAUGUUACUGUAAAUAAGUUAUUUUAUUCCUGUUCCAGUUUUCUAUGAUUGAUGAAAAGCUGUGUUUUUAUGCUUUCAUGAAGGUUAUUUUUGUGAUGUUCUCAGAAAUUAGACAUCAACAUCUCAUAUGGAAUUUGUUUGGUUUUUUUGUCUUCCAACGAAUACAUUUCUAUAUUGAGUUUCCCUUACGUUUGGCCUUUGUACAUUAAAGAUAAUGAAUAAAGAAUUUAUUCCAACAGUA
Molecule: messenger RNA, 4567 nt
Organism: Gadus morhua (Atlantic cod)
Lineage: Eukaryota; Metazoa; Chordata; Actinopteri; Gadiformes; Gadidae
Product: lactadherin
Exons: 11
Coding region: 131-1603 (490 amino acids)
Cellular component (GO): plasma membrane
Molecular function (GO): calcium ion binding; signaling receptor activity
Source: RefSeq, a predicted model, not a curated record